GACCGUAAUUCACAUUCUCCCUUCCCGGAAAAUAUAAAUGUUUGCUUGCUUGACUCUCAAAAGUCUGAACCCAGCAUCCAUUUCCCACCAGCUUCUCUCAGACUCCCUUGUAGUUUCUUUCUUUACCCAUGGAAAAAAAAAGAACCAAUAAAAAAACUUUUCUUUUCCUUCUGGCAUUCAGUAGCACCACAGCUUUCGGAUCUGCUGAGCUUUGACCAAAGCAUACGCUUCUCAGAGAUUUCCUGCGAGGGACAAGCAGCCUGUUGACGGGAAGCAGCAUGAGUAGAGAAAGAUACGACCAACCAAACCCAGGAUCUUUCUUUUUCUCUUUCUCCCCUCCCUUCACCUGGCCCUUGGAAGAAUAACAAGAUAGGAAACAAAGCACUUAAUGGCGAGAUAAGGAAAUGCUCUGCUCUUCUUUUCCUUCUCCUGUUCUAAGAUUUCGUUCCCUGAGACCAGGUCUCAGAAAAGCUGAUAGCAUGGAGAGAAGUAGAAGAUAGAGUAUAACAUAAUAAAAAACCAGGGACUGUUCACGAGACUAUCAGUGAGUAGAAGAAAAGGAAGUAUCUACCUUUUCCAAGCAGAGUAAGCUCCUGAAAGAGAGAAAAAGCGGUGGAAGACAAGAGGCUCUCUAAGUUCUACUGCGGUUCUCUGCUACCAAACUCUCUGCAUUGGAGAAAAAUCGACUUUGGUGACCGCCUGACCUUUACUCAGUAGUACUUGAGCUCCUGUCCUUGUCUCUAAGUUUUGUCUGCUUCCGGCGGCCGGGAAAUGGGCCGAGCUACGAGGUGGCUGAGGAGUCUUCUUGGCGGGAAGAAAGAUGCCAAGGAUCAAAAGGACGAUGCCGGUACCGGUGGCGGAGAAAGGAAAGAGAAGAAAAGGUGGAGCUUUGGGAAGUUCAGAAGGAGCUCCAGCGGAGGGGAGACGCAGAAUCCAGUGCCGGCGGCAGAUUCAGAAUGGUUGAAAUCAUUCUAUGCUGAGAGGGAGGAGCAGAACAUGCAUGCUAUCGCGGUGGCGGUCGCCACCACCGCUGCAGCUAGUGCAGCAGUGACGGCAGCUCAGGCGGCGGUGGUGCGGCUCCAGAGCCAGGGGAGGGGCACGAUGUUUAAUGGCGGCAUCGAGCAGUGGGCGGCCGUCAAGAUUCAAACAGCUUUCAGAGGAUAUCUAGCAAAGAAAGCUCUUCGAGCUCUCAAAGCUUUAGUAAAGCUACAAGCUCUGGUCCGAGGCUUCCUUGUGAGGAAGCAAGCGGCUGCAACUCUUCACCGAUUGCAAGCUCUUAUAAGAGCUCAGGCCGCCGCUCGGCAGCAGAACUCUCGCAGCCUCCCUUCAAAAGAAGGAAGAUUUCCAGCAGAUAUCCGUCCCCGGCAAUCAUAUGAAAGGUUUAAUGAAGCAAGAAGUGAACAAUUAGCACCAGUUCAUAGCCGGAGGCUGUCGUGCCUUGACAGUCCGAGCUACAGCAUUGAUAGGAGUCCAAAGAUUGUUGAGAUGGAUACUUGCAGAAUAAAGUCGAGAUCUUCCCGUAGAACCACCCCUUCUGUUUCAGAGCCUACUGAAGACCAGCACACACUGUCCAUUUCCUCUCCAUUUCCAUGUCAAACUCCCACUAGACUCUCCAUACGCACUCGCCAAAUAUCCCAAGAUCGGGACUCAAGUCUCAGUAGAGAUGACAAAUGCCGGUACUCCAAGACUGCUUAUAACACCCCUCGCUAUGUGGGCUAUGCAAGCAAUACUCCGGUAACACCGGCGAAGAGCCUCAACACCGUCGAUGGGGUUUUCCGGCGAGUUCUUCAUUUGCCAAACCGGCCUAACUAUAUGACAAACACGAGGUCGUCUGUGGCGAAGGUGCGGUCGCAGAGUGCACCAAAGCAGAGGCCAGAGCUGGCAGGGCUGAGGAAGUGGGUGUCAUUGAAUCUGAAUGAGGCGGUAGAGUCCAGGGCUAGCUUGAGUGGUGUUGAGUCAAGAAAGUCUUGUUCACAAGCACAUGGAGCCUUUAAUUUUAAGAGUGCUGUGGUGGAGAGGCUUGAUAAGUCUGUUGAAUUGGGCAGGGACUACUACUUGCAGAGGAUGUGGUGAUCAUGGAGUUUAGAACCAGAAGCCCUACUUAGUACUGCAUGUGUAAAUCUGAUUAUCAUAGAGGUCUACUGCGAAUAGAAAUGUUGUGAGAAGAGAGGAAAAGAGAGUGUCCAAAUUGUCCAAGUCUGAUGAGUUUCUUGUUUCUUUUGCUGUUCAGUUGUCUAGUUGUAAUGAAAAUUUUCAGAUGUUAAUGUAGACAGAAGGAACAUAUCCAUUAUCCAUCCUUCAAAUGAAAAUAGAAGG
Molecule: messenger RNA, 2316 nt
Organism: Elaeis guineensis (African oil palm)
Lineage: Eukaryota; Viridiplantae; Streptophyta; Magnoliopsida; Arecales; Arecaceae
Product: protein IQ-domain 26-like
Molecular function (GO): protein binding
Source: RefSeq, a predicted model, not a curated record